AUGACUGAGGUAGCACUUGCUGGUGAGGGAGGCAACGACUUUGUGAGCAAAUAUGCUGGAAACUACCAACAGUACAUGAACAAGUAUGCAGCCGACUACUCCAAGUACAUGGGUGGUUCCCAGGGCGGUUCCCAGGCUGGCGACUACCAGAAGUACAUGCAGCAGUACGCCGGCGACUACCAGAAGUACAUGGGCGGUUCCCAGGGUGGUUCCAAGGGUGGUACCCAGGCUGGCAACUACCAGAAGUACAUGCAGCAGUAUGCUGGCGACUACCAGAAGUACAUGGGUGGUUCCCAGGGUGGUUCCAAGGGUGGUUCCCAGGCUGGCAACUACCAGCAGUACAUGGACGAGUAUGCAGCUGACUACUCCAAGUACAUGGGUGGUUCCCAGGGUGGUUCCAAGGGUGGUUCCCAGGCUGGCGACUACCAGAAGUACGCGCAGUUGAAUGCUGAUGCCGAACAGACGGCGAACAAGGCGGACGCGCCGGAGAAGUCUGACACUAAUUCCCAGGGUGGCAACUAUCAGCAGUACAUGGACAAGUAUGCGGCCGACUACUCCAAGUACAUGGGUGGUUCUCAGGGUGGUUCCCAGGCUGGCAACUAUCAGCAGUACAUGGACAAGUAUGCAGCUGACUACUCCAAGUACAUGGGUGGUUCCCAGGGUGGUUCCCAGGCUGGCGACUUCCAGAAUUACGUGCAGUUGAAUGCUGAUGCCGAGCACAAGUCGGCCAAGAAGUCUGACACAAAUUCCCAGACUGGCAACUAUCAGCAGUACAUGGACAAGUAUGCGGCCGACUACUCCAAGUACAUGGGUGGUUCUCAGGGUGGUUCGCAGGGUGGUUCCCAGGCUGGCGACUACCAGAAGUACAUGCAGCAGUACGCCGGCGACUACCAGAAGUACAUGGGUGGUUCCCAGGGUGGUUCCAAGGGUGGUUCCCAGGCUGGCAACUACCAGAAGUACAUGCAGCAGUACGCCGGCGACUAUCAGAAGUACAUGGGUGGUUCCCAGGGUGGUUCCAAGGGUGGUUCCCAGGCUGGCGACUACCAGAAGUACGUGCAGUUUAAUGCUGAUGCCGAACACAAGUCGGACAAGGCGGACACGCCCGAGAAAGACACGAAUUCCCAGUCUGGCAACUAUCAGCAGUACAUGGACAAGUAUGCGGCCGACUACUCCAAGUACAUGGGUGGUUCCCAGGGUGGUUCCCAGGGUGGUUCCCAGGCUGGCAACUACCAGAAGUACAUGCAGCAGUACGCCGGCGAUUACCAGAAGUACAUGGGCGGUUCCCAGGGUGGUUCCAAGGGUGGUUCCCAGGCUGGCAAUUACCAGAAGUACAUGCAGCAGUACGCUGGCGACUACCAGAAGUACAUGGGUGGUUCCCAGGGUGGCUCCCAGGCUGGCAACUAUCAGAAGUUUAUGGACAAAUAUGCGGGUGACUAUCAGAAGUACACCAAGCAGUUCUCGGGGGACUAUCAGAAGUUCAUGCAAAAUCGUGGAGGGGACUAUGAGAAGUACAUGAAGAGCCAAGGCGGAGACCAGAAGUACAUGGCUGGGUCGCAGGCAGAUGGCGGAGCCGCGUCGAUGGUGGAAGUGUUGGCACCGGCAGAAGCCGAGCCGGCCAAGCAGAAGCUCUUCCAGGAUUACCAGCACUACAUGAAGGACAAGGGUGUGGACGCCUCGAAAGACUUCGAACACUUCAUGACGGGCCAGGCGGAGCAGUUCAAGCAUUACGUGCACGCGCGGGGGGCAGAUGCCGCUGGAGACUUCCAGAAGUACUUCGAGGACUACAAGCAGUACAUCAAGGGUGAGGGCAAGGAUGCCGCCGAUGGCAUGCAGGGCUUCGUGGACAAGUACGCCAAGGACUACGCGCAUUACCUCAAGGAGCGCGGCGGCGCGAGCCGCCAGUCGCCGGCCGUGGUGCUAUUGGCCCCAGCUCAGUCCAAUGCCUCCGCCACAGAGAAGGAGCUGGCGAGGGAGAAAGCACGCCGGCAGGAGGAGAAGGAGCAGCUGCGAAAGGAGCUGGAGAUGGAGCACGCACGCCUGCAGCGGGAGCUUCAGCGGGAGCAGGAGCAGCGGCAGAAGGAGAAGGAGGCCUUGAAGGAGGAGCUGGCGCGUGAGGCAAAGGCGGCAGCAGAGGAGUCCAAGGCGAAGGAGAAAGAGGCGGAGCCGAAGGCGGAGCCGAAGGCGAAGCAGCCGGCGAUUGUGCUGCUGGCGUUGAACGCCAGCCGCCCCACGCAGCUCAGCGCGGUGUUCCUCGCCGCGUUUGCCGCGGUGGGGGCCGUGAUGCUCUUCCUGCGCCGCGCGCGACAGAUCAAGCGCCACGAGGACUACAUGCUGCAUUUGGAGGCCCCGCUGUCGGCGGUGUGA
This is a messenger RNA of Effrenium voratum, 2364 nucleotides long. Lineage: Eukaryota; Dinophyceae; Suessiales; Symbiodiniaceae. The record is from the annotation of a GenBank genome assembly.